AUGGAAGACGACGGAAAGCGGCGGCAAACUCCUGUUUUCGACGGUGUAACGAAUCAGGACAGAACCGUUAUAAGCAGAAUAAUGCAAAGGUUUCGUCCGAUCGCACCAAAACCAACUGUCGGUGAAUCUUCAGACGAUUCAACAAGCUGCAAGAUCCUUGGAAGAAACAGAAGAUCUAAAAGAAAGUAUGUUAGGGUUCGGAAUAAAAACAUCAGUACUGGUAGAAUAGUUAGUAAAAAGAAUGGUUGCGAUGGAGAGAACAUAAAGACCGAUCUUGGUUGUGAUGAUAGAAGCGAUAUCGUUACGCUUCAGCUUUUACCAGAGAAGGAUAAUAGAGAUCUAAGAAGUAAUCAAGAAGAUCAAACUGGUCAUGAUGAUGAGUACUAUGGUUCGAUCGUAGGGCUGCCGUCAUCUUCAGAUCGGACGGUGGUGGAGUCCUGGUUGACGGUGGAGUAUGUGAGUGACACGUGUACUGACUUGGGAGGGUAUCACAUCCUGGAGCUAAGCCGUAUGCAUCAGGGAGAGGAGAGAGUAAUGAAGUUGUUAGAGGUUGACACGUGUCCUUGGUUAGUUUCGGAUGGGUCAAACCGGGUCUAUUGGGUUAACAGGGCGUACCGGAGAAUGAUAGGAGCAUCGGAUGAAGAGGUGAAUAUCAAAGUGUGGCUGGUGGUGGCGAUGGAUCUUAUGGAGGAGAUGGCGUGCAUGGUGGAGUUAUAUGGUGCGAUGACGUGCAGGGUUAGGGUUCGGUAUGAGCCGUCCACGUGGAGGAAGGAGAAUGGUCAAUCGGAGUCGGAGGUUAAGAUGACGGUGCCGUGUGAUGUAUGGAGGAUGGAAUCAGGUGGGUUUGCUUGGAGAUUAGAUGUUGAAUCAGCUCUAAGACUCGGCAGGUAA
This is a messenger RNA of Eutrema salsugineum, 891 nucleotides long. RefSeq lists its product as uncharacterized. The transcript has a single exon. The record is from RefSeq and is a predicted model, not a curated record. Bases 1 to 891 code for a protein of 296 amino acids. NCBI's taxonomy places the organism in Eukaryota, Viridiplantae, Streptophyta, Magnoliopsida, Brassicales, Brassicaceae.